Molecule: messenger RNA, 909 nt
Organism: Clonostachys rhizophaga
Lineage: Eukaryota; Fungi; Ascomycota; Sordariomycetes; Hypocreales; Bionectriaceae
Source: the annotation of a GenBank genome assembly
AUGAAGGUCGCAAUUGUUGGUAUAGGAGCUGUUGCGAGGUAUCUUAUUGACGAGCUUCUCUCGAGGAAACAUCAUGUCGUUGCUAUCAGCCGCUCCCGCAAGGCAUGGUUAGACGAUCUCAGCGUCGAGCAGCACCAAGUGCAGUAUACAUCUGAUUUGAUUACACCUCUACUUCAAGGCUGUGAUGCCGUCAUCUGCACAAUAAGCUCAUCUUCGGACGAGCUUGUUGAAGUCCAUGAGUCACUUCUCGAGGCGUGCAAAUCAACUCCGACUUGCAAACGUUUCAUUCCAUCCGUUUGGGUCGGUAACUUCGAAGAUAUUCGCGAUCAACCAUACUACGGCGCUGACAGGAUCCAAAGCAUCUACGACAUGCUUGCGGGGCAACAGUUGAUCGAGUGGACAAUACUCAGUGUCGGUUGGUUGAUUGACUAUGUCAUUCCAGCUUCCCAACGCUACUUGCCCAAUGAGAGGUUCUGGGUGCAAGAUGUGAAAGAUAAAACAUUUAAGCUUUACGGGAACGGAACGCAGACCAUCAGUUGUACGGCCUCACGUGAUGCCGCCUCGGCCGUGGUUCGCUUGUUGGAGACAGACGCUGGGUGGGAACCCUUCACGUACAUAUCUGGCGAGCAGAUAACGUGGUUCGAUCUAUGGCGCGUCAUCAAGGAAUAUGAUCCCGAGUAUCGACUGGCUCCCAAGUCCUUGACAGAAAGUAUUAAACAGCUGGUAGACUCGACGGACGGAAUGGAUACUAUUGAAGCAGUGUUUGAUGUAAUGGGUCAUAGCGAGGCUCUGUGCAAUCCGCAGGAGCGAGUGGACAAGCAUAGACAAAUUUACUUCGAGGGAAUACAGUUUAGAAGCAUCAGGGAGCUUAUUGAGGAUGCAAAGGCCAAUCCUGGGAGGAUUAUAUAG